Messenger RNA from Python bivittatus (Burmese python), 4698 nucleotides. It is a transcript of the gene CLHC1, whose product is annotated as clathrin heavy chain linker domain containing 1. Lineage: Eukaryota; Metazoa; Chordata; Lepidosauria; Squamata; Pythonidae. The record is from RefSeq and is a predicted model, not a curated record.
GGAGAGAAACGAAUAGGCCGCUUCCUUAACGGCAUCUCGUGAGAGCGAGAAAAAGAGUCGAUGGCCGUGCGUUGAGCAUUAUUUUUAGGUUUUGACUGAAGCAUGUCUUCUGAUCAAAAGAAGGAACUGAUACCUUAGUUGCUAUCUGCAAUGGAAAUUUAGCUGUCUUCUCCACCAUGAAAUCAGCCUGUGUUGGAGCAAGUAAACACUCAGUGCUUCCUCCCAUCAUCCCAGAGACUGAGAAGGAAUUUCUGGAGAGCAUUCAGAGUUAUAUCAUUUCAGAAAUUGAAAAAGUGGGCUGUACUAAGCAAGGACCAGCAGAGGACUAUUAUAUAAUAUACAGAAAUGUAUUUGAAAUGAUAAUUGAGCAUGUUAAUGCAUACAAGAACAUUCUGACUACAAUCAAGCAAGAAUAUGAUGCUUUUAUAGAAGCAUUAAAGGAGGGCCGGCACAAUGCAUUUUAUCUUCAUGGAAAAUUAAAAAUGUUAGCAUGUGAAUCUUCAACUUUAAUGUAUUAUAAGAAGAGAAUAACUCAGCUGGAAGAAAAAAUGAAAAGAAUUGAGAAGAAUUCUGCAAGAACUGAGAGCUUGAUACAGAAACUAAGAAGUUUAAGGUUAACACUCUCAGUUAAAGAAGAUUUAACCAAAGCCCAGAAGAUUAAUCCUGCUAAAAAAAUUCCAGGUCUUAAUUUGAAAGACUCCCUUGAUAUAGAUGUCCUCUCUAAGCACCUAGCUCAUCUACAAAAUAGGUUGAAGGAAUUGAAAGAAGACAUGUUGACAAAAUACAUUCCCAUAGAAAAUACAGCCAAUGUUGAGGAGGACAUGAAACGUGCUCUUCAUAAGCGAAAUAUGGCUGAAAAAGAGAAUGAGAGUCUGAAGCUUUGUUUUUAUCGGCUAACUCUGUUUGCAAAUGUGAUCACUAUCUGGGAAAAUACCGACAGGAACAUUGACACUCUGCAGCAGCUCAUCUUUCAGAUGAUAGAAAAUGAGAAACUUGCAAAAGAUUCAAUUGCUUCUAGUGUCUCAAGUGUAUUUGAACGUGAUCCUUCUAAAAGCAAAGAGGCAGAAGAUCUGAUUGAAUAUAUUGAAAGGUUCAAUGAACUGUUUUCCCGUUGUCAGUAUGAGGCCGCGGCAACAUAUGCAGCAAACUGCCCUAGAGGAAUCCUCCGCAAUGAAGAAACCAUGGAGAAAUUUAGAGCUGUUGGUCAUAUUAAAGGGAAGAUCCUCCCUCUGCUUUUAUACUGUGACGCACUCAUAACUACAACCAUUGCUGUUAAGAAGCGUCUUCCUGCAAAUUUGACCACUGAAGCCAUCAAAUGUGCUUUAGCUGAGAAACGAUUAGACCUGGUGAUGCAUUGGGUCACUUUGCACAAACUGGAAUUCUGUGAGGCUGCUGGUGAUGCAAUCUAUCAGUAUGCAGAGGUGGAUAAGCACAACAAGUCCCAGUGCCUAGCUUUGGCUCAAAUUGCAUACAGUGAGUGUGGAGCACACAAAAAGGCUGUUCUGUGCUUGUGCAAACAGGGCCAAAUUUAUGGAGCCAUGGAUUAUCUACAUCAUUUCCAACCACUUCCCAAAGACGAUUAUACCUUUCUACUGAGCCACUGUCCUCGUAUAGAUUUCAUCCGUUGCCUUACAGAUGAAUGGAAUGGGAAACCACCAGUCAUGUCCCUUGGGGAAACCAUCCUCUUGCUCAUCAGAACAGAACAUCGAAUCCACUGCAUACAGUUGUUGGAGGAUAUUGUCAAAAAGGACAAGAAUAAAUUGGAACAAAUGAUUGUAAAAGAUACCUGCAAUGUGGAAGGAUGGAAGGAGAUAGCUGAAAUAUGCCUCCAUGGCAGAAAAGAACAUUUAUUCAGAUUUAUCAUCUCUAUUCUUGGUACCCUGGAAGGAGUGGUUGAAAUUCCCAUAGAUGAUACAGAAGAUGCCAAAUUAAUGGAACAUGUGUUUUUGUAAUUUUCCCACAGAGCACAUGGAGGAGCUCUUUGUCCUAGGAGUUACUUAUGUUGGCUGAACAAGUAAUAACAUUACUUAACAUUAUUGCUGUUUUAAAAACUUAAUAUAUUUCAUACCAUGUACCUGAUUUCAUUGUGCAACAAUUGCUAGUCAUGCUUGAUUAUUUACGCUUAUUUUACUUAAAAACUGGUUUUUGAACUAAUUGAGCUAUGUUUACCCCUGAUCUCUUGUGCUUUUUCUUCCCUUUUUAAGUAAUUUGUUUUCUUCUAUUUUUUCUUGAAAUAGGUAAGUUGAACCAGUUGCUGGAGACACAGUUUUCCAUUCCCAAAAAACACAUUUAAUUUUUAAAAUAAUGUUGUUUUUAAGUUUAUACAUUUAGUGGCAAAAAUAGAAAUUAUCUCUGAUACACACAUGGACAGCUUAGCUAUACACUCAGUUAUUAUUUCCACACACUCUAUGAAUUGGAAUAAUAAUUCCUAGUUUCUCCCAUGGAAUCAAUAUUUUUUGCUCUAAUGGUUAUGUAACUUUUUAUAGCCUUUCCCAGCACGAUUGUUGGAUUAUAAAAGUUGUAGUUCCAACACAUCCAGGGGGUACCAGGUGGGAUUUAGGCUAUCUUAUUACAUAUAGAUUCAGCAUUAAUUUACAUUCAUGCUAUAUAUAAGUUAUUUAGAAAAUCCAACUUACACUAAUAUGUAUCAUUUUUUUUAUACCUCAGACUCUUAACUUGGUUACUAACAAGUUUAACAAGUUACUGAAAAUUAUAUCUCUAAAAUAAUUGCAUCUGAAGAUAUAUUUUCAUCCUUAUUGUAUAGCAUCUUUGUUCCUUCCUUUAUAGCAAGCAGGUGGUGUUUUUUAUUCCCAAGUUCCAUAAAACUACCAUGUAAGUAGGAAAAGGCCACAGUUCGAAGACACUGUGAAUUAGUUAAUGAAUAUUUUCUUGCACCCAUACCAGUUACAUUUCCCAGGAUUCUCUGACAGAAACAAACCAAGGAAAAACACAUGUUCAACAAGGUCUCUGCUCUUCACCAUAAUCUGCAUUAAGCAGGUUGAUAAAGAACAGCUUAGAGUUAGACAUGGAUUUUGUGAUAGAGGGCUGGGUAUCAGCAACCACGGUAGCAUGGCCCAACACUUACUUUUAUUUUUCACUCCCCCAUUCAAGCCCAAAUGUAUGUUAUGAGAAAUGCUAUGUUUGAAUGCCUUUUUAGUUCCCAAGAUUGUAGUGCUUUGUAUAUAAAGUAAUAAAGCAAGCCAAGGACGUUCUCACUCUGGGAAGCUGUAACUCUGUAAUCAUGUAUGCAGGGACCACCCUUGGGGGAGGGUAUUGAAGUGUGUGUGUCUGUGUCUGUGUGUAGAAAGAGAGAGAGACCCUCAAGGCAAAUUAAGUCCUUUAUGGCAUUGGAAAAGUAAAAUAUACAUAAAAAAGAAGCCACCGUCAAGCGCAGAUAGUCCCAUAAUUUGCUCCAAAAUGCUGAGUUUUGACCCCAGGCUGGGACCUCACCCAAAUUCCAUCCUGUCAUACAGAGAUAAAUUGCCAGCUCACUAGUACUUACUGUGUUCUCUCUAGGCAUCAUCCUAACUUUAGAGAGUUUUGUUGAACACCACCCAGCCACAGAUUCUCAGUUCCAUUGCUUCCAUUGGCUCAGAAAAUCACUGUUGGAAUCCUGUGUCACCAGGGAUCUGUAUGUAAUCCUGUUAAUGAAUUGAACAAUAACUGUGGGUUUAAAUUGGAUUGUCAUGGUUCACAGACCUUUAAUUUCUUAGAGGGCCUUUUUUUUAAGGAAAGGUAACCCGGAACAUUUAUUUAAGAAUAGAACAUACCAUAUGUGUGAUAUAUUUGUGUGUAUGUGUGUGUAUAGAGGGGGAAAAAAGUCUAGGCAAGUAAAUUUAGUAUCUUUAGAUGUAGCCAGACUAUUUGAAGAUAGGAGUCAUUUUGUAAAAAUGCAUGGCAGUUGUUUCCUAAUGGCUUAAUUUGCCUUGAGGCACACUAUACAUUCAGCUUCAUACCCUCCCCCAAGAGUGGUCCCUGCACAUAUGACUACAGAAUUACAGCUUGUGAAGCAACUGUGUGGGAGUCUCCUUGGCUUGUGCUACUAGUUUAUAGACAAGGCACUGUAAUCUUGGGAACAAGAAAACCAUUCGAACAUAGCAUUUCUCAUAAGAUACAUUUGGGCUUGUUUUCACAAAAUCUUUGAAAAGCAACAAAGUGGGAGUGAAAAAUGCAGUGCUGACACAAAGAAAAAUUCCCUAUUACAGCUGAUUUCCUAAGUUCAUAAUGCUGUCCAUUGAUAGGAGUUAAUUUAAAAUAAUAUUUUAAAAGGAACACACAAGAUGCCUAUACUUACAGGCCAUAAUAGGUGUUUAGUAGAAACCAAGGAUGAUCAUUAGUAGGAAUUUGCACUGAAUUCAAUAUUACACCUAGGAAAAUGUAUAUAGGAUUGCAGUGCUUUUAUUUACUUAUUUAUUACAUCCAUAACAUCAUAAAAUAUUAAACUCUUCAAAGUCUGUUGCUGUCUUCCAUUAAAAACUUACAUAUCCCAAAUGCCCUGGAGAAGAGGAUCGUUCUGGCUGCUUCCUAAAGGGUAGAGGCUAGGGUAGAGGCUAGCCUGUAGAGAGUAAGGAAGAUGACCUUGACGGAGAUAUAGAGGCUCCAUUGCCUAAGCAGAAGGGGCUGAAGCAUUUGUUAAAUCCAGAACUUCCAGAUAACAUUUGGAAGCAGCUCAGACAGACACCUCCCUCAUUUAUUGAA